ACCUGUUUGGCUGUGAUAGGCUGAUGCUGAUCCAAUCACCGGCUGCUGUCUCGACCCUUCCGUACAUUCACAGUGUGAUUUAGCGCACACACAGCGGAACACGUUUGGUGUAGCCCAGCUUCCUGGCUCCCAACCGGCCCUCAGCACCUGCCCGCUGACAUCAGUGUACCUGAGGAUCUGCUGGCCCCCCACCCUCCCCAGAUGUAGAGGGAGUUGCCAUCUGCAGCAGCCGUGUACACAACUCUUGUGCUGUCCAGUGAAGUUGCCCACCAUGCGUGAGUACAAGCUAGUGGUGCUGGGAUCAGGAGGUGUGGGAAAAUCAGCACUGACAGUCCAGUUUGUGCAGGGCAUUUUUGUCGAGAAGUAUGACCCCACAAUAGAAGACUCCUACAGAAAGCAAGUCGAGGUUGACGGGCAGCAGUGUAUGCUUGAAAUCCUGGACACAGCUGGAACAGAACAGUUCACGGCUAUGAGGGACCUGUACAUGAAGAAUGGCCAAGGCUUUGCGUUGGUGUACUCCAUCACAGCGCAGUCAACAUUUAACGACCUACAGGACCUCCGGGAACAGAUCCUGAGAGUAAAGGACACUGAGGAUGUUCCCAUGAUCCUGGUGGGAAACAAGUGUGACCUGGAGGACGAGCGCGUGGUCGGCAAGGAGCAGGGUCAGAACCUGGCCCGUCAGUGGAACAACUGUGCCUUUUUAGAGACUUCAGCUAAAUCAAAGAUCAAUGUUAAUGAGAUUUUCUAUGAUCUGGUGCGACAGAUCAACAGAAAAACGCCGAUGGAAAAGAAGAAGACAAAAAAGAAGUCAGGUUGCACUCUGCUCUAAAACGCCCUCCCACAGUCGCUCCAGGCCAGAAACUUGUAAUGAUUAACUGUUUCCCAGUGGAUCGUGCCAGCAUUCCAAGUCCUCUCCAGAGCAUUUUGAAAAAGGCCGACAGAGAAACCUCACCACUCGCAAAAUGGCAGGAGACGGCACAUACUCUCAAGAUACUCUUCUCUGCUUUUUUAAUGGCAAAGAAAUCUGCCUCUCUUUUUUUUUUUUGUACUGUCAGCCUGAUGACAAAUCUUUUUGUCUUUUUUUUUUUUUCUUCUCCGAGGUGUCUUUCUUUUGGAAAUAUCAGUGUAAAAGAAGAGACCGUGGGUUUAAAUCCAUAUAUGGGAACUAAAAUGUUUUAUUAAACGUAACAUCAGUCUUUGGCAUAUUGUGACAAUAUGUUUGCAAAAAGAAACCAUGUGAAAUGUUGGCCUUCUCAUACAUUUCUGCACUAACAGCAUCAACGACGAUACAUCAUUGUCCAAGUUACUCGCUCCUACUUACAAAGAUGUGUAUUGAGAUAACAUCUUUCCUAAGUGACUUUGUUUUAUAUUGAGAGCUGCAAGCCUUCCAUAUUUCCCAUAAUAUAUUCUACUUCCAUUUUUGCAUAAUAAAGCUACGGAAAUUAGUAUUUUAUAGACUGAUGGGGGAAAAUGGUGCGUUCUGAUUUGUGUCUUGAGGCUGAAAAUAUAUUGUACUAAACCAACUCUAAUAUUGCUUCUUGUGUUACCCUGUCACAGAUGAUUUUCCAGCUUUUAUGAAUGAUUAAAUUUUAGUACAUUU
Molecule: messenger RNA, 1600 nt
Organism: Toxotes jaculatrix (banded archerfish)
Lineage: Eukaryota; Metazoa; Chordata; Actinopteri; Toxotidae
Gene: rap1aa
Product: RAP1A, member of RAS oncogene family a
Exons: 9
Coding region: 272-829 (185 amino acids)
Biological process (GO): Rap protein signal transduction; negative regulation of synaptic vesicle exocytosis; cellular response to cAMP
Cellular component (GO): plasma membrane
Molecular function (GO): GDP binding; GTPase activity; GTP binding
Source: RefSeq, a predicted model, not a curated record